Messenger RNA from Rotaria sordida, 947 nucleotides. Lineage: Eukaryota; Metazoa; Rotifera; Eurotatoria; Philodinida; Philodinidae. The record is from the annotation of a GenBank genome assembly.
AUGCACAAUUUCGUCUUAAUCCAGAUAAAUGUGAAAUUGCUCGGACUGGAACAGAUUACCUUGGACAUAAUAUUAAAAAUGGUGAAAUACGCCCAAGUCCGCAUAAUAUUAAUGGAUUAUUAAAUACAAGAUUACCACAAACUGCAGAUGAAGCUUGCAAAUUUGUUAAAGCAGCCGAAUAUUAUAGAGAAUUUAUACCAAAUUUUUCUCAAAUCGCCGAACCACUUAGAAAAUUUGUUCCAACGACAAGAACUCAACAAAAGAAAGGACAAAAAACUAUGAUUACAUUAACAAAUGAAGAAAUCAAAGCGUUUAAAAAACUAAAAAAUUAUCUUACAACUGAUCUAGUGCUACGACUUCCAAAUAAUAGAUUCCCAUUUAAAAUGCAAACUGAUGCAUCUGAUGAGGGAAUCGGUGCAGUAUUAUUACAGAUUUAUCCAGAUGGUGAUAGACCUAUUGCAUGUCUUUCAAAGAAAUUUACUCAAGCACAACGCAAAUGGUCUCCAAUGGAACAAGAAUGUUAUGCAUUUGUAUGUACAUCAGAUAAAUGGCAUAAUUACUUAAGUAGAAUUAAAUUUACUUGGGAAGCUGAUCACAAAGUAUUAACACAAUUAAAUCAAAAAGCUCAAAUUAAUAAGCGGUGCAAAAGAUGGAGAUUAAAAAUUUUAGAAUAUGAUUUCAAAGUGAAAUGCAUUCCAGGUUUAACAAAUUCACCUAUCAUAGCCGUUGUUGAAACUCGUGCUAUGAGAUUACGAAACAAAACUUCAAAUGACAUUUCAAAUACCACAAAAUUAACAUCAGAUUCUCUAAUUACUUUUAUUGAAGAGAAUCGCACAACUCCAUUUUCAAUUGAAGAAUUAAUUCAAGCUCAACAAAAUGAUGAUCAUGCAAAAAAUAUUUUAAACAAUAUGAAGAAAUAUAAAAAUUAUAUUAUAAAAGCUUGUUAG